This is a messenger RNA of Camellia sinensis, 731 nucleotides long. The record is from RefSeq and is a predicted model, not a curated record. NCBI's taxonomy places the organism in Eukaryota, Viridiplantae, Streptophyta, Magnoliopsida, Ericales, Theaceae.
GGGAGAUCCGAUAUUGGUGCCCCGAAUCCAAAGGACAACCAUUCCCUCACCUACCAAAAUGCCAAUCUCUUUAUAAAUUACAAACACAGUGCCAAUUCUUUUCUCUCAAAUCUCCAAAAUUCCAAUUUACAGAAUCAAACUAAACAAAAUCAUUCAAACAAUUUUAACAUCAUUCAAGAUCAAUAAUGGCUGAUGAUGAUCCACAGGACAAGGCUGAGCGCGAGCGAAUCUUCAAGCGCUUCGACGCCAAUGGCGAUGGCAAAAUCUCUGCAUCGGAGCUCGGGGAUGCCUUGAAGGGUCUCGGCUCUGUUACGACUGAUGAAAUUAAGCGAAUGAUGGUGGAGAUCGAUACGGAUGGCGAUGGUUACAUUUCUUUCGAGGAAUUCACUGCUUUUGCCCGCGCCAACCGGGGCCUUGUCAAGGAUGUUGCCAAAAUUUUUUAAAUCUCUCCAUUCAAAAAAAAAAAUAAAAAAUUCUCAAAUCAGAAAUUGUUUGUGGUAGUGCUAACAUGUUGCAUAAUAAAAAUUCUCAAACUAGGAUGGUCACCACCUCAUCUACCUACUUUCUUUGUAAUUUAAAUCAUGUACUUGUGCUCCAUUUGAAGCUGUAACGGUCUUUCUUUCUUUAUAUUAUUGUACUCAAAACCAAUUUUCAGAUCAUUGUGAUUGUCGUUAUUUGUUGUGCUUUGGAUCAACAGAUUGGCCCUAUCUAAUCAAGAAAAUUUUACUCCC